Brassicogethes aeneus is the source of this 535-nucleotide messenger RNA. The record is from the annotation of a GenBank genome assembly. NCBI's taxonomy places the organism in Eukaryota, Metazoa, Arthropoda, Insecta, Coleoptera, Nitidulidae.
AGAAGUUUUUAGGUUAAGCAACUGUCAAGAUGAAGUUUGCUUUGCUGAUCUUUAUUUUUUCUUAUGCAGCAAUAAACGGUGAAUUUACAACAGAAGAUUGUUGGACCCUAGGAUUUAAUAAAGCCAAUUUACAAUGUUCGUCAUGUGAACAGUUGCCAAAGUUUAGUUUAGAUGUUAUAAAAGAGCACUGCCUAGAAUGUUGCCACAAUGAUGACUCAGGAGUAUCAGAAAAAAUAUAUGCCAAAGCAGUUUUAGAAGUGUGCACUUGUAAAUUUGGUGCAUAUCCCCAAAUUCAAGCAUUCAUAAAAAGUGAUAAACCAUCACAGUUUCCCAACUUACAAAUUAAGUAUUUAAGAGGUUUGGACCCUAUUAUUAAGUUAUUUGAUAAAGAUGGACAUUUAAAAGAAACUGUGGCAAUUGAAAAAUGGAACACUGAUUCUGUAGAAGAAUUUUUGAAAACACAUUUAAUAGGAAAGUCAGAUAGCAAUAAUGAUUAUUUAAGAACAAAUAUGGUGUAAAUUAUUAGUUAAUAAAC